ACUCGCUCGACCUCGACCUCGCCCGUAGCCCCAUCCCCCCCCCAUCACUGUCUCUCCGCCCGCUACCGCCCGCUACCGUCCCAUCGCGCCGUCUCUCCCGCAUCCCUCGUCGACAUCAUCUUGCGCCGAAGCGCCGCCACGCCCGACACCGCGACGCCGCGACCCCACGGCCCCGAUCCUCGCCCCCGCCAAAUCGCUCGUUCUCGUCGUCCCUCCGCAAUUCCGUGACCGCCCUUCUCUUCCGUGUCGCCGUCGCCGCCGGUCGCCGCCCACACGUGCCUCCUGCCCGACCGCUUCCUUUGUCGCCGGAUUCGUCGGCGCCGACCACUCAGGAUGGGCAUUUGCAUGAGCAGUAACACCGAAGAUGCGGAGCAGAAGAAGCGCAGCCAGGCAAUUGACAGGAAGCUCGAGGAGGACUCGCGGCGGCUGCGGCGAGAAUGCAAGAUCCUACUGUUGGGCUCCGGCGAGAGCGGCAAGUCGACGAUAGUCAAGCAGAUGAAGAUAAUACAUCAGAACGGCUACACCGUGGAGGAGCUCUCAAUGUACCGGCUCACAAUCUACAAGAACGUCAUCGACUGCGCAAAGUCGCUCAUUGGAGCCAUGAGACAGUUCGAUAUUGCGCCGCAACUUCCAGGCAACUCCGAGUAUUGCGACUACCUCAUGGAGUACACGGUCGACCCGGAUCCCGAGAAACCGCUUGACUCCAAGGUUGGAACCGCCAUCAGCUCGGUGUGGCGAGACCCGUGCAUGCAGAAGGUGUUGGAGCGCUCCAGCGAGUUCUACCUGAUGGAUUCGGCGCCCUAUUUCUUCGACGAGGUCUCGAGGAUAGCCGCGCCCGAUUACAUCCCUAUCGAGUCGGAUGUCCUCCGCGCCCGCACGAAGACCACUGGUAUCUACGAGACGCGGUUUACCAUGGGCCAACUGAGCAUCCACAUGUUCGACGUGGGCGGCCAGCGAAGCGAGCGGAAGAAGUGGAUUCAUUGUUUCGAGAAUGUGACAUCCAUCAUAUUCUGCGUCGCGCUGAGCGAGUACGACCAAGUUUUGCUUGAGGAGAGCAGCCAGAACCGCAUGAUGGAAAGCCUGGUGCUUUUCGACUCCGUUGUCAACUCCCGAUGGUUCAUGCGGACCAGCAUUAUCCUUUUCCUCAACAAAGUGGAUCUUUUCAAGGCCAAGCUGGCCCGGUCACCACUCGGAAACUACUUCCCCGACUAUUCGGGUGGCAACGAUGUCAACCGCGCAGCCAAGUACCUCCUUUGGAGAUUCAACCAGGUGAAUCGGGCGCAUCUCAACCUCUAUCCGCACCUGACGCAAGCCACCGACACGUCGAAUAUCCGGCUAGUCUUUGCGGCCGUCAAAGAAACCAUUCUGCAGAAUGCGCUCAAAGACUCGGGCAUCUUAUGAUCGCCCUACGCUACCAUACCACGCUCCCCAUCCCACAAGCCUCUCCCGUCAAUCGCCGCAAACAAGAACCAUCUGUGCGCAGCCGCACCCCCUGGGCACAUCCUAAUACAAUCGCCACCGUACGGCCGAUAUACAUUACGAAACCAAUUUCGAUCUAGUCUUCCAUCAACAAAUGCGUUCACGGGUUUUCGAACGAGGGGUCCAGCAGAGCCUGCAAGCAUUGGAGUUCCAGGGCGUUUUUCGGGACCAAUUACCUGUGGGGAAAUUAAUAUGGCAGGGG
Molecule: messenger RNA, 1681 nt
Organism: Aplosporella prunicola CBS 121167
Lineage: Eukaryota; Fungi; Ascomycota; Dothideomycetes; Botryosphaeriales; Aplosporellaceae
Exons: 6
Coding region: 334-1401 (355 amino acids)
Biological process (GO): adenylate cyclase-activating G protein-coupled receptor signaling pathway
Cellular component (GO): heterotrimeric G-protein complex
Molecular function (GO): GTP binding; G protein-coupled receptor binding; G-protein beta/gamma-subunit complex binding
Source: RefSeq, a predicted model, not a curated record